Molecule: messenger RNA, 1468 nt
Organism: Humulus lupulus (European hop)
Lineage: Eukaryota; Viridiplantae; Streptophyta; Magnoliopsida; Rosales; Cannabaceae
Product: esterase-like
Exons: 5
Coding region: 126-1289 (387 amino acids)
Molecular function (GO): hydrolase activity, acting on ester bonds
Source: RefSeq, a predicted model, not a curated record
AAUGUCCUAUUCUAGAAAUUGGUUUAGUAAAAAUAAUAGAAUCAAAAGUCAAGCUUAGUCCUGUAUAUAAAUGUUAACACUUAUUGCAAGAGCUUCUCAUCUGAUAUAUCUAACUCAUAUCCAAAAUGAAUAAGAAGUGUGUUGUGUCUCUGUGUAUUGCGUUAUGGUGUGUUACCAUAACUAUAGGCCCUGUGUUUGGUUCAGAGGAAGAGUGUGAUUUUCCGGCAAUCUUCAACUUCGGCGACUCCAAUUCAGACACAGGCGGAUUGGCCUCUGCCUUUCCAGCAUUUCUGAACCCUCCUUAUGGGGACACCUUUUUUGGUGAGCCUUCUGGAAGAUUUUCAGAUGGCCGACUCAUUAUCGAUUUCAUUGCGGAGAGUUUCCAACUGCCGUACUUGAGCGCAUACCUAGAUUCCAUUGGAACAAGCUAUAUCCACGGUGCAAAUUUUGCCACGUCAGCUUCAACCAUCAGACUUCCGAAUCGCAUCAUACCAGGAGGUGGCUUUAGUCCCUUCUUUCUCGACAUUCAAUACACCCAACUCGUUAGACUCAAGUCCAAGUCUUCUUCAACCACUACUAGAAAAACAGGGAAAAGUGAGAAAAGAUUGAGAUUGACGCCGAAAGAGGAGGAUUUUAAGAAGGCUUUGUACACAUUUGAUAUCGGUCAAAAUGAUCUGGGCCAGGGCUUUUUUGGUAACAUGUCCAUACAAGAAGUCAAUGCAACCGCUCCCGACAUUGUCAACACUUUCUCAAACAACUUUAAGAAUAUAUACAACAUUUCAGGGGGCAAAUCAUUUUGGAUUCACAACACAGGGCCAAUAGGUUGCCUUCCCUACAUUUUGGAGAAUUUUCAGUCAGCUGAAAGAGACGAGGUUGGGUGCGCAAAGCCUUUCAAUGAAGUAGCUCAGUACUUUAACCACGUUUUGAAGCAAGCGGUAGCUCAGCUCAGGAACGACUUUCCUUCCGCUUCAAUCACAUAUGUGGAUGUCUACUCCGCCAAAUACUCCUUGUUUACACAUCCUGAAAAAUAUGGAUUUGAACAACCCUUGGUGGCUUGUUGUGGGUAUGGAGGGAAGUACAACUAUAGUGUUGGAUGUGGAGGAACAACAACUACUGUUAAUGGAACACAAAUAACUGUGGGUUCGUGCAGACGACCCUUUGUUAAAGUUAAUUGGGAUGGAAUUCAUUACACUGAGGCAGCUAACAAGCAUGUGUUCGACAAAAUAUCAACUGGGGCUUUCUCUCAUCCACCUCGUCCUUUGAAAAGGGCAUGCUACAACUCUUAUUAGGUUAAAUAACUAUGGACACUUGCUUCAUGUAAUGUUUUGAUGUUGGUUUUGUAAUAAAGUAAAAUGAUGAUGAUGAAAAUUUUCUCGAGGUAUACCUCAUGAUUCUAGAAAGUAUUCAUCAUCUAUUUAUUAACUUUUACAAAUAAUAAUAAAAAUAUAAAAUGUUACUAAAUCUUAAA